Molecule: messenger RNA, 303 nt
Organism: Plasmopara halstedii
Lineage: Eukaryota; Oomycota; Peronosporomycetes; Peronosporales; Peronosporaceae
Product: WGR domain
Exons: 3
Coding region: 1-303 (100 amino acids)
Source: RefSeq, a predicted model, not a curated record
AUGACAUCGCGGCGUGUUUCCAAAGCAGUCAAACUCCAGCUCCCAGACGACGAUGAAGACGAAUAUGAUGGUCGUCGAAUUAGUUCAUGCAAUAUUAUAGAGGCAGAAGAAGGGAAGAAGUUACUUAUAAAGCCUGAUCCGUAUCUACCUGAGGACUAUCAAUGCCGCGCUAGCGUGCUACAACACGCUGAAAACUUUUGCGAUGCCAUGCUCACACGAGUAAAUAUUCACAAUAACUACAGCGAGUUUAUUGCAAUGCAAGCGCUCGAGUUCGACAAGCGAUUUUAUGUCUGGACUCCAUAA